GCUGCAAAAUCGCUUAUUGUUCGAUUCAAAUUCCCUGACGAUCGAUCGAACGAAAAGAAAAAAAAACACGAUUAUACCUUCAAACAAGUGGAAUGAGCAUAGGAUAAAGAUACAUGUAAGAGAAUGUGCUGUCGAGCAUAAGUGACCGAAAAAAAAUUCCCUUACCCUCCAUAAAUAAUGUGAUCUUUCAGUCCUCUCCAUUCGAACACUCACAAAAAAAAAAAUCGACGAGAGACAAAGCCUUCGUUUUUAGGACAACCCUGUUUUUUUUUCGAUUAUUUUUAUUUUUAUCUUUAACGCAAAGAUAUGGUGAAAUUCUCGAAGCAGUUCGAGGGUCAAUUAGUUCCGGAAUGGAAAGAAGCCUUUGUGGAUUAUUGCCAGCUGAAAAAGGACAUCAAGAAAAUCCAUUUCCUCAACAAUCCAACCACUAAUACCGAUAAAAACAAGACUUCCUUCGCGAAAAGCCUCGUUUCUUCGUUGAGGAAAUACGUUUUUCUUGAUCAUAAGCAGAGAGAACCGAGGGUCAUUCAAGUUCAUCGUAAGCUCGCCACGUCAGCAAGUACGGGUGACUUGUACGAGACUGAGCUGCUCGAGCAGUUUGCUGACACUGAUGCAGCAGUUGAGUUCUUUGCAUGCUUGGAUCUUCAGCUAAACAAAGUGAACCAAUUUUACAGAAAUAAAGAGAAGGAGUUUCUCGAUAGGGGAGAAUCUUUGAAGAAGCAAAUGGAUAUUCUCGUCGAGCUCAAAACCUCGUUGAAUCAAAAACGUGCAAAAGGGACUCCUUCUAAUGACUCGAAAGAGGAGGACUCGAUUUCAGGCACCAUAUCUUGCGACGAAGAGUCGAUUAAGGAUGCUAUAGAUGCAGAGGAGGGGGUGGAGGGUUUAAGUGGAGAACUUGACAAAGAUGAUGUGAAAUUACCGAAAUCUCCUCGGUCGUUGAGGAUCAAGAAGGAUGAUGUGGUUAACCGCCAAGGGAGAAACUUGAGAAUUCACAUUCCUCUAACGAAUCCGACACGUGCUUUUUCCGCUAUCACUUAUUUGCUAAGGGAUGAUUUGAAGAGUAAUCAAGCCUCUUCGAAGAAAUGUGGGCCCGAGGCGAAUAAAUUGCUUAUCAAUAAGAAGAAGCUUCAUCAUGCAGAGAAAAUGAUUCGGGGUGCUUUUGUUGAGCUUUAUAAAGGAUUAGGGUACCUCAAAACUUAUCGGAACCUGAACAUGCUUGCUUUUGUGAAGAUUUUGAAGAAAUUCGACAAAGUGACUGGUAAACAAGUUUCUCCAAUUUACUUAAGAGUGGUUGAGAGCUCAUUCUUCAACAGUUCAGACAAGGCUUUGAAGCUAGCAGAUGAAGUUGAGGAAAUCUUUGUCAAGCAUUUCGCCGAAGACAAUAAACGGAAGGCGAUGAAGUACCUUAAACCGACUCAUCGAAAAGAAUCGCACGCCGUUACAUUUUUCAUUGGAUUAUUCGCUGGGUGCUUCAUUGCACUUUUCGUCGGAUACGUAAUCAUGGCUCAUAUUACGGGAAUGUAUCGAUCUAGUUCCGAUACAGUGUACAUGGAAACGGUAUACCCGUUCCUAAGCAUGUUCAGCCUAUUAUUUCUACAUUUCUUCCUCUACGGAUGCAACAUUUACAUGUGGCGAAAAACACGAAUAAAUUACAGCUUCAUCUUCGAAUUAUCACCGACAAAAGAACUCAAAUACCGAGACGUGUUCUUGAUUUGCACCAUUUCAAUGACUGCUCUAGUCGGUGUAUUAUUUCUUCAUUUAUCUCUCGUUGCAAAAGGGUACUCGUAUUCUCAAGUUCAAGCCAUUCCGGGCUUUCUUCUAUUGGUGUUUAUUAUAGUUCUCAUUUGCCCCUUCAACAUCAUCUACAAGUCGAGCCGCUACCAUUUCCUUUCCGUAAUGAGAAACAUCGUUCUAUCGCCUUUGUACAAGGUUGUUAUGCUCGAUUUCUUCAUGGCUGAUCAGCUCUGUAGCCAGAUUCCAACUUUGAGAAACUUGGAAUACAUCGCGUGCUACUACAUAACCGGGAGCUACAAAACGCAAGAUUUCAAUUAUUGCAGUCGAAACACAUACUAUAGGGAUUUGGCUUAUGCAGUUUCAUUUCUACCUUAUUAUUGGAGAGCCAUGCAGUGUGCGCGAAGAUGGUUCGACGAAGGGCAGAAAAUCCACCUAGUGAACCUAGGAAAAUACGUCUCCGCCAUGCUGGCAGCAGGGGCAAAAGUGGCAUACGAGAGGGAAAAGAACGUCGGGUGGCUUUGCUUAGUCGUGAUCAUGUCGACUUCCGCAACCGUUUAUCAGCUCUACUGGGAUUUCGUUAAGGACUGGGGUUUGCUUCAGUUCAAUUCCAAGAAUCCGUGGCUACGAGACGAACUAGUGCUCCGGAAAAAGUUCAUAUACUAUUUCUCAUUGGUACAAAAAAAAAAUAUCCCUCCGAAAAAAAUUAAAUCUUUUUUUAUAUACUUAUAUUCGUAA
Erythranthe guttata (spotted monkey flower) is the source of this 2469-nucleotide messenger RNA. The record is from RefSeq and is a predicted model, not a curated record. Lineage: Eukaryota; Viridiplantae; Streptophyta; Magnoliopsida; Lamiales; Phrymaceae.